Molecule: messenger RNA, 1502 nt
Organism: Corticium candelabrum
Lineage: Eukaryota; Metazoa; Porifera; Homoscleromorpha; Homosclerophorida; Plakinidae
Product: pleckstrin-like
Exons: 10
Coding region: 509-1027 (172 amino acids)
Source: RefSeq, a predicted model, not a curated record
AGUUAAUCAUUGAAAUGUCGACGACGUGAAUGGAUUUUUCUUCAUUUCUCAAUCGGAACUUGUCUGUCUUGCUUUAGUUGGCGAGGUUGGACUUGCGAGAUUGAUAAACGUGGUUCGUAGCUUUGAUAUUCGUGUUGAGAGUGGAGAAAACGACGAAUUGAAGUGAAAGUUGUCAGACUAAUUUUGAGUCUGUGAUUUGAUAUCAUCAAGAGUUGGAGUUUGGCCAUUGCAAAGUGGUCGUUGACUAUUGCACGUGGAGAAGGCUUGAAGGCGUGAGGCUGUGGAGCAUCAAUGACAUCCUCAUUUCCUUAUGGAUCUGGUACGUGUGACGUUGGCGUGUGGACUAGAGAAAUGGGCGUGGCAAUAGCUGUUGUGAACUGAUAGCCGCCAUGCAAGACCCUGAUGCCGGUGUUCCACUCGGCGAGCACAAGAAUGGAGUGAAAACAUACAAAGACUGUUUUGCUGUUGUGAGUUAAUUGAGUGGUUGUUGUCGUUGUCGUUUGUCACAAUGAGGGAGGAAGGAUGUCAAUUAGCAAACGGUCUCUUGAAUGAAGCGUAUCUACAGCCGGUGGGAGGGUUGAAUAAAGAGUCGUUCAAGAAGCAUUCGCAUUGGAAGAAGUUGGCGUUUGUGGAUGGUGUAGGAGCUUUUUAUAGAUUUCCAGUAGAACAGUGUUUCAGUACAUUGUCCAGAAAUGCAGAAUUGACCAGUUCAGAGACAGACUCGCGUUCUGAAUGUGGCAUGCAGACACAGUGUGGCACUUCAACAAUGGUUCAGUCAGGUGGAAAAAUUGUGGAAACAACAAGGCAAGGAUUCUUAAUGAAAAAGGGACAUCGGAUACACAACUGGAAAGCGAGAAAGUCUGUAUUGCACAAGGGUGCAUGUGGUUUGCUGUAUUAUCAAGGAUCUAAGUUGAUCAGAGCAAAUGAAAGAAAUUGGAGACUAUUUGUUCUCACUCGAAAUGGCAACAGCUCAAUACGUGUUGUGACAUUGGUGAGAGUUUGGUUUUGUGGAAGACUCUGGCAGUAGCCGAUGGAGACAACCAACCUGUCGAGUGGCUAUCAAUCCAGCCAGUAGACCUCGACGCGAUCAUUCCCGACUUCAUCGAAUACAGAAAGAAAUGCAAUUGUGAUGACUUGAUGAAAGGCAAUUUGUGUUGCAAAACUCUGACACAUCAGAGUGGAUCAAUGACGUUCUGUAUUGCCUGUUGUGGAUGGAGACUUGAACUUGACAAGUUGGACAACAGAGUUGUUGCUGUACACUACAAGAGUGCACGUGUCAGUCCACGUAUGCAGCUGUUCCAUGAUGUUGUGUCAUUAAGACUUGUCCAUGCGUUCUCGGCGCUAUACGAGUAGCUAUUAGGUACAGCAUCAUGUGACUUGCACUGGCGGUAUGUGUGGCUAUCAUUACACAGGAUCUUGUUGGUUGAUCUUACUCACAUAGGGAGUAAAGCCUUAGGGGUGUGUGGUGUGUGUGUGUGUGUGUGUGUGUGUGUGUGUGUGUG